This is a messenger RNA of Colletotrichum paranaense, 732 nucleotides long. RefSeq lists its product as uncharacterized. The record is from RefSeq and is a predicted model, not a curated record. NCBI's taxonomy places the organism in Eukaryota, Fungi, Ascomycota, Sordariomycetes, Glomerellales, Glomerellaceae. The coding region runs from base 1 to 732 and encodes 243 amino acids. The transcript has a single exon.
AUGCUGCUCCUCACCUUCCGAACAGCGGGUAUAGGAACAACAACUUGCAUUGAUCAGCGCUUCGGAAAUCUUGAAAUCUCGACCGUUACUUCCAAAUUUCCUUGGCUAGGCUUGCAGAUAGCCCCAGUUGUGUGUGUGUACCUGUCGAUCCCUGACGGAGGGCUCAAGUUGUCAGCUGGCCCGUUUGUAGAUCGAAUUGCCAAGAGCCGCAGGCAAUAUCGAAUCAACAUUGUGACUUGGCUACAAUGCGAUGUACCAGAUGGUCCAUACAUCUCUCUUUCGCUUGUCCCAGGUACAGUUGAGACCACCUCAACGUUAUCGGGGCCGGUCUGUGGUACGAGUGUUUUCCGACCGCACGAAUGUGAUGGUCACCAGCGCGGGUUUCUCGAUGCCCUGGCAGGUUUCAAUAAGAUCAUACUCCAAACUCCAUCAGUCGUCAUCGGUCUUCCAUCAUCAGGCUGUCGUGUCCCGGAGUUGGCGCGUCUCUCUCCGCUUGUUCGUCUCGAGAUGUUGAAUAGGCAUGUUGAUGCUCCCCUGCUCGAACACCGCCAAGACUUUUGGGACGUCGCUCUCGGGGAUGCUGCCAUUACUUAUUGCACCUCGCUUAUUGCAAUCCUGCUGACAAAACUUCGAAGUGAACCACUGCGUGCGCGUUCGAGUACGAGAAACGUUACCGAAUUCUGGGGAUGCAAGCAGCUCGUACCGCACAUCCGACGUUUGGUGCCGCAGUAA